Messenger RNA from Megalopta genalis, 9484 nucleotides. It is a transcript of the gene sli, whose product is annotated as slit guidance ligand. Gene Ontology annotation, cellular component: plasma membrane. NCBI's taxonomy places the organism in Eukaryota, Metazoa, Arthropoda, Insecta, Hymenoptera, Halictidae. Gene Ontology annotation, biological process: axon guidance. Gene Ontology annotation, molecular function: heparin binding; calcium ion binding; Roundabout binding. The record is from RefSeq and is a predicted model, not a curated record.
ACCGGAGACCAGUUGAGCGCGAGACUCCGAGCCGAACGGUUGUACGCACGGACGUAGCGCGGCCGAACACCACGAUCGUAUUCUGUCCUCUCGAUCGCGCGUACGACGCACGACUCUCCUGCUCGGUUUCGCCAUCGGGCCCCCGUUGCAAAUAUCGCAGGCUCGUCGCCGGUCGGUUCGCGCGGGCCAUCGUUCGAUCCGCCUGCGAGCAUCGUACGCGAUCGUACUCGUUCGAACGACCCAGUGAGACGCGUGACAGCGCGAGAGUGGUGAUUACCGUCGUGACUUCCGAGCCGAGUGAGACUACUCUGGAUUUGUUUUGCCAACCCUUUUCACGGUCCUCCGAGGGAGUUUCCGGUGGCAGGAAGAAGCAUCGUGACACGUCCGGUACUCACGGUGAUGCAUCACUGCCGCGUCAAGUUUCUGGAUCAGUCGGCAUCCGAAACGACGAGCCUGUCGUCCACUAUAAUGCCCGUUUAACGAUUCCUGAGAUCGUUGACUCGUCGAACGGCAGCCCGUUCGAUAUCGAACAAGAAGAAGCAGAGGAUCGUGCGUCGGUAGCAUCGUCGCUGGCACCGGCAGCGUUCCAAGGAACACGCGCGAGCCUGAUCCCGUUGGACGCGAGGACAGCAAGAUUAACGAUCGCUCGCGCGCGCGCGAGCCAGAGAGAGAGAGAGAGAGAGAGGAAGAGAGAGAGAGAGAGGCAUCGUAGCGGCAAGGGUUGCGACAGAUAAUUCGGGAACCGGUAAAUGAGUUUCGGUGUAUCGUUCCCGGGGAACCGUACAUCCCGCGCUGCGACCUCGUACCCGAUCGGGUACGGUAGAGACUAGGUUCCAGACCAGCGUCAAGAUAAGGUCAGUGGGAGCGGUCGCCCAGGAUGAGCAGGACCGGGUGGUGCCGUUAGUGGUGUCCAACAGCUCGGCGGAGGGGCCCGAGGAAGGAGAGGGGGGCCCAGUGCACGGCCCCCGAAAGGGCCACCGGCUGGAUGGUCUAGCUCCGGAGCGGCCAUCGUCCUCGGUAGCCACGUCUCUGACCAGCUCGGAGGGGGACGGAGAGGUCGGCAACGGAGAGGUCCGAUCGUCGACGGAGGACCUCGGCGGUGCCGCGCGUGGUCCAGGUCCGGAGGCCGAUCGCGGACGGGUCUCGGAGCUCGAGGCUGACUCGGCGUCGAGGCUGGAAGCUGGCGGCAACGACUGCGAGACACUGCGAAUCGAGUGCGGCGCGGCGCUGAACGAGGCCCCGGUGUUGGUGCACUAUCAUCACCGGCACUGCCGUCAUCAUCAUCAUCAUCAUCAGCAGCAGCAUCAGCAGCAGCAUCAGCAUCAGCAGCAGCAGCAGCAGCAACAACAGCAGCAACAGCAGCAGCCCCAUCGUCCGGCGGUGGUCGCGUUGGAUCUGCAUCCGAUAGCCGACAGCAGUUCGGAGGGCCGCGCGAAACGUCCGCGACGGACGUCGGCCGACUGCGCCGAGACGUUCGAGCGUAGGGGACAACAGUGUCUGGCGCACAGGCACAGGGUGCCGCCGCCGGCUGGCGUCUCGAGACACCACGCGGACAGCACGCGGAGAAAUCCGAAUCGAUCGUGCCGGGUUCAUGGUCGCAGGCGGGACCGGUCGCGGGGUAAAGCCACGGAAAGACAGGUCCACCAGACCUCGACGGAUUUGACGGCGAAUGACUUCGAGUGCUCAGUGAUACGUCUGGAGCAGGACCCGAUUCUCGAGCCGGUGAGGAUCCUCGGCUGCCCGGCCGCCGAAGGCUUCGAGAUAUCCUCGUUCCUGGAGCCGCCCCCGAGCUACGACUACACGGACAUCAACGUAGCCAGGAUACCGAACAGGGAGCCGCCGCGCUACAGCCUCUACGACCCGAACGGUAUACGGCCGAAGAGCCGGGCCGGCAGCUUCGCCAAGAUCCUCGAGGGAUCGAACCGCGCCGUGAAGGACAUUAACCGGAAGAUGUUGGCGGUGGCACGCGCCAUGACACCCGUCUGGUCGCUGCGUCUGCUGGGCGUCAGCUGCGGAUCCGUGCUGUGCGCCUGGGGACUUUUGCUGAUAUUGUCCGUGCUGGGCGGUGGCGCCUCCCAUGGUACCGCCAUCGGUGGUUUCGGUCUCGGUGGUUUUUCCGGCACGAUCGAGGACAUGAACGGCGCUAGAUGCCCGUGGUUGUGCAUCUGUACCGGGGACAACGCCAACUGCUCCGAGAGAGGACUCACCCAGAUUCCGAGAGCCCUGCCCACCGUACAAAAACUGGACCUCCGAGAGAACAAUAUCUCGGUGAUAUUCAAUACGGACUUCGAGGACAUGGCCACGCUCCGCGUCCUCUGGCUAUCGAACAACCAGAUCAACACCAUCGAAAAGGACGCCUUCAAGGAUUUAAUAGGCGUCGAGAAGCUACGGCUCAACAAUAACCAGUUGCGUCACCUGCCCGAUCUUCUGUUCAGCAACAUGAUCAACUUAAAGCGCCUGGACCUUAGCCACAAUCAAAUCGCCACGAUCGGUCCGAAAACGCUCCGAGGAAUUUCGACCCUGAAGCACCUGCUGCUCGACAACAACGUGCUGACCUGCAUAGAUGAAGCGUCGAUACGGGAGCUGAAGGAUCUGGAGAUACUAUUGCUGAAUAAUAAUAAACUGACAACGCUGGGAAAGGAAAUGCUGAACGGCUUGUCGCACUUACGAACGCUGAAGCUCGUUGACAACGCGCUGGCUUGCGACUGUCAUUUGGCCUGGUUGGCGCGACAUUUGAGAACGUAUCCUCGACUGGGUCAGCACACGCGUUGCGCCUCGCCAGGUCACUUGAGAGAUCAAAAUAUCGCGGACAUCGAGGAGCAGGAUUUCAAGUGUUCGGGUCCGGUUGAGCGCGCAGGAUCAGAGUGCAGCGCGGAACCGCACUGCCCGCAUCCGUGCAAAUGCGCCGAAGGUACCGUCGACUGCAGGGAGAAUUCUUUGACGAAAGUGCCCACCCACCUUCCCGAGGACACCAUCGACCUCCGGUUAGAGCAGAACAAAAUCACGGAGAUCCCGCCGAAAGCUUUCUUCCCGUACCGGAAGCUGCGCAGCAUCGACCUCAGCAACAAUCAGAUCAAAAAAGUGGCGGCGGACGCGUUCCACGGGCUGAAAUCCCUGAAAUCACUCGUGCUGUACGGAAACAAGAUCAACGAACUGCCCAGCGGCCUGUUCCAAGGACUGCACCAGCUGGAAGUGCUGUUGCUGAACGCCAACGAGAUAUCCUGCAUACGGACCGAUCUGUUCCGCGAUCUGACCAGCCUGACGCUGUUGUCCCUGUACGAUAACAACAUCAGAUCCCUGGCCAAUGGAACUUUCGCCAAUCUGCAAAGCAUUAAAGCGCUACAUUUGGGAAUGAAUCCGCUGAUCUGCGAUUGCAAUCUGCGUUGGCUGAGGGCGUAUCUGGAGGCGCACCCGAUCGAGACCUCCGGGGCUCUGUGCAAGUCUCCGAAGAGGGCGCAGAAGCAUGAGAUCAAAUCGAUGCCGGAAAACGAGUUCAAAUGUAAGGGCAACGGUGAGCUCUUAACGAAGAGGGCCGGCGAGUGCAUCCUGCCGGGAGAGUGUCCCGCUCCGUGCACCUGCAAACGCGCCACCGUCGAUUGCUCCAACAAGAAGCUGACUUCGAUACCGAAGGAAUUGCCGAUCUACACUUCCACUUUAUUGUUGGCCGGCAACGAGCUAGAGAAGAUCAAAGCGGACGGCCUGUUCGAGAAGCUGCCGGAGCUGCAGCAUUUGGACCUCAGGAUGAAUAAAAUCUCACGCAUCGAGGCCUCGGCCUUCCAAGGGGCGCACAAGGUCACCGAACUACUCCUGUCGAAUAACAAGCUGAGGGAAGUUCACAACAAGAUGUUCACCGGCUUGACGAAUCUUAAGACUCUGAACCUCCAUGGAAACGCCAUCACCUGCGUUAUGCAGGGCGCGUUCGAUGAACUUGCACACAUACGCACCAUCAACAUGCAAGGCAAUCCUUUGUCGUGUAAUUGUCAUCUCGCGUGGUUCGCCGAAUGGCUGAGGAAACGCGACAUGUCUGGUGUGUUCGGCCACUGUCACGAUCCACCGCGAUUGAAGGACGCCGUUCUCAAGCAUAUUCCGCAUCACGAGUUCAAAUGCAACAACGACAGCGUGGGUUGCCUAGGAGACGAUUACUGUCCACCCCAAUGUAAUUGCGCCGGGUCAGUGGUGAAGUGUUCGAGGUCUCAGCUUACGGAGAUUCCGCGUGGGAUUCCGCCGGAAACCACCGAGCUGUAUUUGGACGUGAACGAAAUCAAGACGAUUCAGCCGGAGCGGCUGAACCACCUGAGGAUUCUCACUAAACUGGAUCUGAGCAACAACCAUAUCGGAAUGCUGUCGAACGACACCUUCAAGAAUCUCACCAAGCUGUCUCACCUCAUCAUCAACUACAACAAACUGCAGUGCGUCCAACGCAACGCCCUCGCCGGUCUGACGUCUUUGAGGAUGAUGUCACUGCACGGCAACGACAUAUCGGUGAUCCCCGAGGGCACGUUCGAGGACCUCCAAUCCAUGACCCACCUCGCUCUCGGGGCCAACCCUCUCUACUGCGACUGCAGUAUGCGCUGGCUGGCCAAGUGGGUGAAGAAGAAGGAAUUCGUCGAGGCCGGGAUCGCCAAGUGCAUGGAGCCGCCCGCGAUGCGGGACAAGGUGCUGCUUACCACGUCCGAGACCGAGUUCCAAUGCAAAACCAGCCAACAGCCAGCCGAAGUCCUGGCCAAGUGCGACCUGUGCUACACCUCGCCAUGCCAGAACGGAGGAUUUUGCGAGGCGCUCCCGGACCGGAAGUUCCGUUGCAAGUGCGAGGCAGGAUAUCAUGGGGACCGGUGUGAACAUAAAAUUGACGCGUGCUAUGGAAAUCCUUGCCGGAACACCGGAACUUGCAAAGUACUGGAAGAAGGAAGAUUCAGUUGCGUCUGCGCCCCCGGGUACGAGGGACUUCGAUGCGAGAACAACGUCGACGACUGCGAGGACAACAAGUGCUCCAAUAACGCGACCUGCGUCGACCUCAUCCAGGCCUACCGAUGCGACUGCACCCCUGGAUUCAUGGGCGAGUACUGCGAGGAGAAGAUACCCUUUUGUACAAAAGGGCACGACCCCUGCGAGAACGGGGGCCGAUGCGUCGACCACGGGACCCACUAUAGCUGCGAAUGCCCAGUCGGCUUCACCGGCCUUAAUUGUUCCACCAACCUGGAUGACUGCGUUGAUCAUAUGUGCCAGAACGGUGCUACUUGCAUCGACGGCAUAAACAAUUACGUGUGCAAGUGCGCGGCGGAGUACAGAGGGAGAUACUGCGAGGCCGCACCAUCGACAGUCAUGCUGUAUCCACAGACUAGUCCUUGUGCCCAUCAUGACUGUCAACAUGGUGCAUGUUUUCAACCAGCUCCCGCGUCCGCCGCGGACUAUCUUUGCCAGUGCCACCCCGGCUACACCGGAAAACGAUGCGAGUACCUGACGAGUUUGAGCUUCGUGGACAACAGCUCGCUGGUCGAGCUGGAGCCGCUACACACGAGGCCCGAAGCGAACGUGACCAUCGUCUUCUCGACCAUGCAAGAAAACGGGGUUCUCCUCUACAACGGUCAGAACGGUCAGAACGGUCAGAACAGCGACCAUAUCGCGGUCGAGCUGUUCAACGGCCGUGUACGUGUCUCGUACGACGUGGGUAACUACCCGACAUCGACGAUGUACAGUUACGAAAUGGUAGCCGACGGUAAACCUCACGUGGCCGAGCUAAUCGCGAUCAAGAAGAAUUUCACGAUGAGGGUGGACCACGGUCCCGCUAGGAGCAUCAUCAACGAGGGCCCGAAAGAGUACCUCAAACUCAGCACGCCGAUGUACGUCGCCGGCGUCGCGCCCGAAUUCGCCAGCAUCGCGUUCACGCAGUUCCACCUGAGAAACCUGACGAGCUUCCAAGGCUGCAUCUCUGAAAUGUGGAUCAAUCAUAAAUUAGUGGACUUCAGUAACGCAGCGAAGAUGCACCGUGUUACUCCCGGAUGCGUCUCGAACGAGGAGGAGGCUGACGAGGCGCGAGACGUCGUCGAACCCGAAGGCGUCAUGAGCAACAGCGGCAGCAACGAGGAAGCUCUACCGGAAGACAACAUGGCUCGCGAACAUUCCGACAUCGUCCUGACACUGCCUGGCUCGAUAAUUUCCGAUCCCUGCGCAGGACACGAGUGCAGGAAGGGCUCGCAAUGCGUGUCCUCGCCGAUCGGAAAUGGCUACACGUGCCGUUGUCAGACUGGCUGGCAAGGACGAUACUGCGAGAAAGCACCGACGUGUCGCAAAGAACACACCAGAGAGUUCUACAGCGAGAACGGAUGUCGGAGUAGACGUCCGGUGAAGCUUGCCAAAUGUUGGGGUAGCUGUGGCAAUUCUUGCUGCCUGCCACGGAAAACAAAACGACGCAAGGUGCGACUGAUCUGCGCGGACGGGAUGCGUUACACGAAGGACGUGGACCUGGUGCGCAAGUGCACGUGCACCCGGAAAUGUUACUAGCGGGGGUCGAGGAACAGCCACAGGUGUUCCAUAAAUAUUCGUCGAAACGUAUGGAGACAAAGAGACCGAAAACGAUAAAGAGAGAGAGAGAGAGGGAGAGAGAGAGAGAUCGAGAGACCGAGAGGAAGAAACCCCCUAGAAUCGAGCAAGUGACCCAAUUCCGAACUUUCAACGGAAGACCACGAGUGAUGUGCCGAGACUCGAUCGUUGAACCGGAUGCUACCGAUGAAGAAGUGGUCCUCGACGUAUCCUCGUGGCGAAAGCAUUGGGCCACGCGGCCGAGAGAGACCCAUAUGAUGGACACACACUCGCAAAGCCCACACUGACACACGUAUCACACGCGCAGACAUACCCUUUAAAACACGUCACACACACGCGGACAGACACGCAUAUUAACAUACACACAUAUACACACACAGCCGGCUCAGUGUGAUAUAUAUAUUCGGACGUGGAGAAAGAAUAAUUAUUAUUAAAUAUAAUCGUGCGUACGUGGACUUACUCGGUAUUUGGAAAACAGUUUCACCGCAUACUAGGUAUUAUUAAUCGUGUACGUUUCGCGUGACGAAGAGAGCGAGAGAGAGAGAGUGUGUGAGAGAGCGAGAGAAUAGAAGGCGGAGAACGCUAAUGAUUAUUCUCGAUCACCGACGAGGAUCCGUUCGCUCGGCGUGGAAAGCCGAUCGACCGAUCUCUCGGAACUCGGAGACACCGGUGGUGCGGUAGAAGCGUGAAAUUCUGUGCGAAUGUGUGCGACAAGCUUUCUAAAGGGCGUUCCCAAAUUAUCCAGUACAAUUUUACCAGCCGACAAGCUCUGUGCAAUAACAGGGAAGCUACUAGAAUUACAUUCGAUGGCAUAAUCUAGAUCGAGAUAGAGGAACGAAAAUAUCCGUGAAACACCGGGUGGACAAAUUGAAGUUCACAGCGGCUAAAACCUCUUCCAAAAACUCAUCCAAAUUUCUGUUAAGGACACCUCUCUGUUCCGUGAUUCGCUGAGACCGGUAAAUCGCUGAUACAAGCUGGUAGGAUUCAACCGAACGAUUUCGGAACGUCCUCUACAGAGGAAUUCGAAUAAAUCACAUCACUCUUCUUUGAGCGUUCGACGCGCCGGAUGAUUCGGCUCGGAGGACCGAUCCGAGGGGUCGUGAACGCGUCAGGAGCCACCGUCGGGGGUGUAAUUAAACGCUUCGCUAGCAAGCCGAGCUUCGCGAAUGUAUUCCGCGAAUGUCGUCGCAUCGUCGAACGCGAUCGUGGCUCGAAGUGUCGCGAACUAUUUUCUUAUGGAUUUUAACAACGUUUUCGUAGCUUUUUUCGGAGAUAAGCACGGUUCCAUGGCAUCGAGGAGCUGCCAGGACCGUCGGACUCGGCGAGUUCGCGACACGAGAAGCCAUCGCGUUCGAGAACCGGCUUUCUUGCCGGUGUGGAGGGGUACACUAAAUCUGUUUCGUUGUCGCAUCGUUUAACAAUCCUCCGAGGAACGUUCCUUUCUAUUUAACCGGUCGAUCGUUCGCGUCGUUUAUUUACACGUUCGGGAGACGCGUGUUCGAAGGGCAGGCGAGUAACGCGCGCCGACAGCAGACUCUCCUGAUCAACCGUGCUCGCGAAUCGAGCUGAAUGGCCCCGGGAGCGGUGGCUACGCCCGCGAGAGCGCCAAAGCCCCGCCCACUCGACGAAAAGCAGCGCACACGGAGUAAUUGAAAUUUCCGUAGAACUCCGAUGUCCGUUGGCAAACGUCGGUUGCAGAGAAGCCUCUUGGCACAGUUUGGAUCGCUCUCGUAAAAUCUAAUAUUUAUUAACGGUAGAACCGCGAAACAUUUUCAAUCGACGAUAUUGCCGAGAUUGCGAAGGUGCAUUUACAGGAAAUUAUUCGAUAAAUUUAUUUCUACGUUGCGACGAGAGUUAUUAAGCGUCUGAGCAACUACAUUAUCGUUUUUGUAAUGUACGGUAGAACCUCGUUUAUCCGAACUAACGAAGAACCAUCCGAACUAUCCAGGCUCAAAUAUUCUCACCGUUGAAAUGUGCUGCCAUCUUAAAAUAUAACAUUGUGCCCAUGAAAGGGUUAAAUCCUUACCGACUCGCGUAAUAAAUAUUGUGCACGGAUCGCCGUGGAUCGAGCAAUUUAGAGAAUUAAAAUAUGUCCAAGGUUCGGAUGAUCGAGGCGACGCUUGAACGUUAAAUAUUCCAGCACUCCGUGUUUCGAUUCGAGAGGGAAGUAAAGUUUAAAAAAUGCGCGAGCAAUGAAACUGCGAACGACAAAAGCUUCUGUAUUAAUGGAAAGCUUCUGCUUCUGCGGAUUUGAACGGAAACGAGGCGAAGAACGGCCGAAGGAUUGCUCCCAGAGCCUCGAAUCUUUUCAUUCCACGGCCUAAGAACGUUGUUGCUGCGAGAUCGGCCGUCGCCGCCGCCGCCGUCGCCGCGAAAAAGUGAAAUCGGCGGCGAGGAAAAAAACGAAUUUGUAAGAUGUCGGAUAGGAGCGCGUAAUUAUUUUUGUAUGAGCACAUUAUUUAUAGCGAUCGAGCGUCGGCGAUGAUUUCUGCGAUUGUUUUUCAUCGGGCAGGCGUGAUCAUUCGUUCGGAACUACUUAAGUCCCCCUCUCCCCGUUCCACGCGUUCCGCGCGUGACCUAUUUAGACGUGUACCUACUCUGCGGACAUAACUGCGUUUUGCAUCUUCCACUGCCAGUAUUUAAGUCGUAUUUAUUCGUCACGAACGACCGGAAACGAGAGACCAUCGUCGAUCAAGCUGUCACCUGAUCAACUGCCGUCUACAAGCGAACAAUCUCGAUCGAUCACGAUCGAGUCCUUUGCGCUCUGGAUCCUCCGCCAUCUUGGAUUUCUCAAGCGUUUCCGUAUCACCGUUGUCCUUUAUCGUGUUCCAAUCGUUUAAUAUAGGAGACGCCCGACUCCUCGGGAAGCAAACGAUCCGGUUCUGUUCUCGGUUCAGAGUGCAAGGGGUUCAAUUUAUUGCAAAAAUACUCGACGCAUCGUUUA